UAGAAAAAAAAACCCACUCCCCGUCCACCACCUCCCCUGAUCCCCAACCUUCCCCCGAUCUCCCUCGUGCCAGGUGCCAGCGCCGUGCAUCUCUCCCCGCUCCUCGAUCUCCUAGCACCGCCGCUCCCCGCUUCCCCUGCCUCCCGGCGCUGCCGUGCCCACUUCCCCUGCCUCCUAGUGCCGCCGCUUCCCUCCACCCCGCUUCCUCUACCUCCAAGCGCCACUGCCCCAACCUCCGGCAUGCAACUAGGCUGCCUUCCGCCGCCUCCCCUUGCUCUGGCGUGCCUCCCAUCGCCAUGGCUCCGGCACGCCUCCCACCGCCGCACCCCCGGCCCCGGUGCGCUUCCCGCCAUCGCCUUCUCUCCAGCAGCCGCGGCCACCCGUGACCAGCGUCAGCACAACCAGCUACAAAUCCAGUGGGAUUCCCCCCCACUCCUGUCCAUAGUCGCGUGGCUCGCGGCAAAACAGGGCCGCCGAGGAGAACAUCUCCCGUCCGGCAAGGAGCAUCUCAAGGGCGUCCGACGAGGAGCAUCUCAGGGGCGAGGAACAUCUCCCACCUCCUCCCUAGUGCAGAGCUUUCAGUCCAGGCCCCCGCGGCAAAAAACGCAGUGUCCACUCCUAUGAAAAUGCUCCUCCAAUAUCUUCAGGCGGUGUGGGCAUCCGGUCAUAGAGAGAUGUGUGGAGCGCUGCAUUCCGCUUGUUGUUGACCUCGUGGCCGCAAACGCCGAGAUUAUUGUCGUGUGUGGACUGCAACGAUGACCGAAUCCGACCUUCACCAGCAUCAUCAUUCUUCCUUCUCCUGUUCACCAACGUGCACCACCCGUCAUGGGUUAAGACACUGCUCAGACACUUCGAGGUGCCAUCGAUGGAUGUCUUGUCAAAAAGAUUCGCUCUCUUCGGCUUUAUUGCUGGGUGGAGCAUCGCAACCUCUGCUGAGACUGGACCUACCUUCCAGCUUGCACUGGUACUCGUCUCAUGCAUAUACUUUCUCAACGACAAGAUGAAAGAACCUUGGCAGGGCGUCUGCUACAGGGCUUGGACUCUUUGCGAGUGGCUGGAUAGUAGGUUCGCUGGUAGUCCCAGUGAUCCCGACAUUUAUUUUGCCGCGUACUUGGUGUCUGGAGCUCCUUACUUCGCUAGUCGCUUAUGUAUUUUUAUUCCUGGGUUGCAUCCACUUGUGACGUUCCACCCGCUAAUGUCAAAGACAAACAAUUUUGUACAGGAGAUGUUAAUGUAAACAUUGAUACGAGUAAUUGAUAGCCUAGGUUGGUGUUUUUUCAGUAAAAGAUAUGGGCUUGACUACUGAGAAAACAUUUUAGUUUCCAGCCUCGUCUUCAUGAAACAGUUUAGUUAGUCCACAAGGAUCAGACUAAAUUUUUUCCUUGUGAGGUUUCUGAAUGAACAUGUUUCACUAAAUAAAAUAGAAGAGUAAUUAUGAUUAUUUGUUCGAGACUGCAACCAAGCUAACUAGCUGCCCUUGUUUUUCAGCAUGGAUAGAUUGUUUCAAGAGGAAUUUACUGCACUUUUAUUAUGAUUCAGAUUUCAGAAGUAAGCUAAAACAAUUUGGUUUGCAGCAGGUUCAGGCAAGUCUUUUGUGUUUGUUUCAAGGUCCAGAAGUAAGGAAGUACUAGCUAGUUUAAUGUAGUAGUUUUUCAGGGCUCAGAUUUUGACGCCUCUAAUGAUUUUUUUGUCUACUGCACACAGUUGAAUCUCCAAGUUAUAAGAUUCUGUCAGUGUUGAAGAUCAAGAUUACUUUCAAACUGCAACCAUCAUCUACUAUUUGGUUGUCCUUUCCAUUGCCCCUUGAGUAGCAUCGUCUGUUGUUUCUUUCGCCAGCAGAGCACCACUCUCUCAUGAUGAAGUUUCCUAAUUGAGUCUCAAACUGCAGCAACCUAAUCUGGACUUGUUUUAGGAAUGACCGAUUAAUCGGUCCAAAUUCUAACUGUUGAUUAUCCACUGGGCGCCUUCACGGCGUGCUUCAGACUCCAAUCCAUCCUUGUUGUCCUUAGAGAGGAACACGUACAGGUCGUGGGUCGCUAGCAGGAGAUAAGAAUUAUAUGCAACAGGUCACUUAGCUUCCUUUGCUUUGUGGGCAAAAGGUUAUCAAAGUUCUCGCAAUUUUUUUGGGUAAAAAGUAAUAGAAAUUCAUGGAAGAUUGAUUUGUGUA
Messenger RNA from Triticum aestivum (bread wheat), 2167 nucleotides. RefSeq lists its product as uncharacterized. The record is from RefSeq and is a predicted model, not a curated record. Lineage: Eukaryota; Viridiplantae; Streptophyta; Magnoliopsida; Poales; Poaceae. The transcript is spliced from 4 exons. The coding region runs from base 866 to 1237 and encodes 123 amino acids. Gene Ontology annotation, cellular component: chloroplast membrane.